AUGCCCCCAACGCCGGGCAACAAGCGCCCCUUACCUUUUAUCGGGAACAAGCUCGAGAUUCCAAAGGAGAAGAGUUGGAUUGCAUUUAGGAAGUGGAAUGAAGAGUACGGACCGAUUCUGACCGUGUGGAAUGGGACGACCCCCACGAUUUUGAUUGGGGAUCCCGAGAUUGCAGUCGAAUUGAUGGAGAAGAGGAGCACCAAGUAUAGCUCCAGGCCUAGGUUUGUUGUCGCUGGCGAUUUGCUAACGGAAAAUCGAACCAUCUUGUUUGCACCAUAUGGUGAACGCUGGCGGGCGUACCGCAAGGCAUUACAUCUUGCCACGAUGCCGAAGAGUGUAGAUACCUACCGGCCGAUAAUGGAAAUGGAAGGCAAAGUUUUGGCCAACGACAUCCUCACGAACCCGAGCAACUGGUACACCGCCUCCUCCGUAGUAGCGAUUGCGUACGGGCGCAGGGUGCUCGACAUCCAUACCGAUAGCGCCUACCAGAAGCUCGCGCGCAACAUCGACUUCCUCACGAGCAUUAACGUCCCCGGCGCGCAAUGGCACGAGACGUUCCCCGCACUGCGCUUCCUACCGUCGUUCUUGAACCCGAUCAAGAAGGCGGCGAUCGGGUUUAGGGAACAAGGCCGCCAGAACCUACGCUCGCUUGUGGAGGAGGUGCGCAAGAAGAUGCAGCAGGGCGUCGCGCCGCACAGUUAUGCGAAGCUUCUGAUCGAGAAUCGCGACAAGUAUGCGGAUCUCGACGAGGUCGAGUUCAACGGCCAGCCGGGUUCACUAUUCGGCGCGGGGGUAGACACAACCUCCGCCACCCUGCAAAGUUUGGUCCUCGCGCUCGUGCUACACCCAGAGGUGCAGAGGAAGGCCCACGAGGAGCUCGACCGCCACGUCGGGUCGCACAGGAGCCCGACCUGGGACGACGAGGACCAGUUGGUGUACGUUCAGGCGAUAAUCAAGGAAAUUUUGCGCUGGAGACCGGUGGCCAUUUUGGGCGGCACCCCUCACGCCUCCACCGAAGAUGACAUUUUCGAGUGGGAGGGCAAGCAGUACUUCAUCCCGAAGGGCGCUAUCAUCUUAGGAAACCUAUGGAGCAUACACAUGAAUCCGAAGACGUACGAGAGCCCCGAGGAAUUCAGGCCGGAGCGAUUCUUGGGUGACCGUCAAUACCCGGGUACGGGAGGCAAGGGCCACUCAUCGUUCGGCUGGGGUCGCCGUGUUUGCCCCGGCGCGUACUUUGCCGAACGCUCGCUGUAUCUGACCGCAACCCGCCUCCUCUGGGCGUUUAACUUCUCCAAGGCUACUAACCCUAUAACCGGAAAUGAGAUCACGCCGGAUGCGAGCAUGGAGAAGGGCUACACAAGUGGCUUUAACACUCGCCCGCAUCCCUUCCCGUGCAAGAUCGAAGUUAGGAACGACGCUAUUCGGGAGACCGUGGAGCGGGAGGCAAAGGAGGCUUUAGAAGAUUUAAGGGUCUUCGAGAAUUACUAUGACUAG
Gloeophyllum trabeum ATCC 11539 is the source of this 1494-nucleotide messenger RNA. RefSeq names its product cytochrome P450. Gene Ontology annotation, molecular function: oxidoreductase activity, acting on paired donors, with incorporation or reduction of molecular oxygen; monooxygenase activity; heme binding. Bases 1 to 1494 code for a protein of 497 amino acids. The record is from RefSeq and is a predicted model, not a curated record. The transcript is spliced from 14 exons. Lineage: Eukaryota; Fungi; Basidiomycota; Agaricomycetes; Gloeophyllales; Gloeophyllaceae.